This is a messenger RNA of Cynara cardunculus var. scolymus (artichoke), 1726 nucleotides long. RefSeq names its product B3 domain-containing protein Os05g0481400-like. Lineage: Eukaryota; Viridiplantae; Streptophyta; Magnoliopsida; Asterales; Asteraceae. The coding region runs from base 149 to 1192 and encodes 347 amino acids. The transcript is spliced from 9 exons. Gene Ontology annotation, molecular function: DNA binding. The record is from RefSeq and is a predicted model, not a curated record.
UAUACAUCUACGCCGGUAACCAUAGGUUGUUAAAGUAGACAAGAGAAAAGAAAUACCCUUCAAAAAGAACAAACAAAAAAAGAAAAAAGAAAAAAGAAAACACUAAAAACAUUAAAGACAAAAAACUUGAAGAAGCAAGUCAGAAAACAUGGAUUUCUACAAGCAAACCUUGGUGGAACAAGAUGCAGAGAUGAAGCAAAAUUUGGCAUCUGACAACAACAACAGCAAGAAGAAGAGGAAGAGGAAGAGGACUCCUAAAGAGCCUUGGGAACCUAAAUCCAAGGAUAAACAGAUUAUGUCGGAUAAGCCCAAGAAAUGUCCAGGCAAGGGAAAAAGAACGCGGGUUUGUGACAUUUAUAAUGAUGCCGAAGAUCAAUAUAUGUGUUUGGAGCGAGCAGCAUUCUUAUUGGAACGUCUAGAUGCAGAGUCACCUAAGUUUGCCAAAUGUAUGCUCCCAUCAAAUGUUCUCUACAGUUUUUGGUUGAUUCUACCGAAGAAAUUCUGUGUUAUGCAUUUGCCUGAGCACGAUACGACUGUUACGCUUGUGGACGAGACUGGAAAGGAGUUUAAGACGAAUUAUCUCAAGGUAAGGCACGGUUUAAGUGCUGGCUGGAGGGGAUUUUCCAUUGCACAAAAGUUGCUUCAGGGUGAUAUUCUGUUCUUCCAUCUCGUUGAACCCUGCAAAUUACAGGUUAAUAUAGUACGAAGAUAUGGGUUAGAAACGAUAGAAGCGGCUGUUUGCCUAAUGGAAAUGCAUCCUCGUGUUAAAAAGACAAGGACGUCAAAUUACUUUGAUAAAGCGGGCGAACCAAAGAAAGAAAAACUUAAACAUAAAGAAGCCAAGAAAGAAGACGAAGGUAAACUAAAGAACCAAACUCCCCCGAUGCUUAUACAAACAAAGAAAGGUAAGAGAACGCGUAGAAGCCCAAAGAAGUUCAUAGCUAGACUGUCUCUAGAUUUUUGUGAACGUAACGUGGAAGAAGACGGUGAAAGGGUAUCGUGUGUGGACCAAUGUGAAAAUAGCAGCGACGGCUUGAGCUCGGAAGUUGUCCAAGGGUCGACGUUGGAAAUGACGAAUCAAUCGCAACCUGAUGAGGUCGGGUGCUAUGCACUGAAUCUGGCGUGCCAUGAAGGCAUCAACUGUCAUUCGACUGCUGAAAGAAUAUAUCAUUCUUCUACAGUUACCACAUAAAGAAAGAAUCUUUAUUUGUGGGUAAUUCUGCAAAUGGGGAAAAGCUUAUGAACAUCUUUUGGGAAAUUGGAAUCGGAAUUGGAAUUGGAAUCGGGAUCGAAAGCAAAAGCAUAUAAUAUGUUGAUGGUUUCAGGCGAGAGCUUCUUGGACAUGCUUUUGAAUGAAGAGAAGCUUACAGCGAGCUCUUGAGUUGAAAUGGAUUUUGAAGUACAGUUAGCUUUUGCAGGCAAACGCCCCCAGUCAGUGCACCAAAAUUUCUGGGCUAUUUUCUUAUCAUUUUUUGAAAUUAUUUUUUUUACAAGAGAAUAUAUUUUGGUAUACAUAGGAAGAAAUUCUCUUGAAUCCAUAGUCACUUUUCAAGAUUCUUUACUAACUUCUGUUCAGAAUUUUAAGGAAGAUGUCUACAAUCUGCGUUUCUUUCUGCUUCUUUUAGUAUAAGUAUAUAUGAUUGUUGUUCCAUGACGGUUUCGGAGGUAACCUCUUCAUCACAAGUCGGACUUGUUGGCUUUGUGAGCUUUCACUUAAUCGGACAGG